Carya illinoinensis is the source of this 1431-nucleotide messenger RNA. RefSeq lists its product as uncharacterized. The transcript is spliced from 4 exons. The coding region runs from base 736 to 1134 and encodes 132 amino acids. The record is from RefSeq and is a predicted model, not a curated record. Lineage: Eukaryota; Viridiplantae; Streptophyta; Magnoliopsida; Fagales; Juglandaceae.
AUUUCCAUCCCCCCACGCCUUAUCCAUUUUGAUUCACAGUACCUUCUCCUCCACUUCCAUGUUUUUCCCGAUCUUUCGGCAACCUCUUAUGUUGAAUUCAUACGUAGACACAACGACAAUCUCCAUUCCGACUACGUCCAAAGCUCCAUCUCUGCCUCCACUACAUUUUCUUUCUCCAUAGAAGCUAGGGUCGUCGUUUCCUUUUGAAAAACAAAGAUGUGCCUCUAUCAAUCGCCUUACCCAUUCAGAGUUCUUUCCCAAUACUUCGGCUACCUGCAAUUAAUCCCCUCCAACCGUCUCCUCCACCCCUCCCGUCUCUCCCCAAUCCCUAUUCUCCCCCAAUCCCCUCUCUUCAUGCCUCCACAUAGCAGCCAUUGCACGCCGCCGUCGACACACCGUCAUCGUCCACUUCCACCAUCGCCGGCCAAUCCAGCCAAGCCCCUUCCUCACGACUUCUCUCUCUCUCUCUCUCUCUCUCUCUCUCUCUCUCUCUCUCCCGAAGAUCUCCCUUUCUCCUCUCCCUCGAAUUAUCUUCUCCCAUCCCUCGAAAUCUUUUCUCCCUCGGAUUCCUAGUGCCACUGCGUCCGUAGCCGUCGCACUACCUCCAGCUACCAGCGUAGCUAACCCCCACCCACCCCCCAAAGGUCCCCAGCCCCUCCACCGAAGCUCUCCCUCUCUCUCACCAUCAAUCUACUCUCCCCCUCACAGAUCCAACUUAAGCACCCGAAAUAGGUAAUGCCAGUGACAAAGUCCAACAUGGGUAUGCAGAGCAGCUCCAGGGUGUCUUUAAAUUUUAACAUUGUGCUUUGGUUACAAGCUGUGCAUAGUGGUGGGAAAAUAGAUUUGAAGGGCCUUUAUUCCGGAUUGAUUGGAAAUCUUGCCGGUGUCUUACUGUUUUCUAAAUCCAGUAGCUCUAUGCAUGUAUUGCUGGGAGGAAGGCAGAUGGGAAGUAUAGAAAAAGGGUUGUCUCUCAUAUUCUUCUCUUACCUAUGUAUUUGUUCAACUUCAUCCCCUCUUCAAAAGGUCUUGCUUUCUUUAGGCAUCGGACCAUACGGAUGUUCUGACCUCAUGCAAAAGAUUAGAAGAGUAAUUGAUCAGUGGGGUCGUACGACCAUUCAAGCUUGGGCUGAGUAGCAGUAACGUCAGUUUUCUCUCUAUACGGAUGUUAGCCACCUUUCUCGAUCAAAAGUGAAAUGUAGAACUAUGGGUACCAAUGUCGAUAAAAAGUCUCACUUAAAUAGACGUGUGGAACUUGGUAGUAGUUAUUUUAGUGAUAGUAGAGUCUUCAAAUCUAUUAUAAUAGUGAUGUUUAUCUAUUAUUUAAUUAGUACUUGAUAUGAUCAGUAUAAUGCACCACACAGUGUAUAAAUAUAUAUGAGCUUGGUUGAAUUGACGUUUGAAGAAAUUAUUGAAUUGGAUUGAAUGGUCUCA